GAGGGAGAAACGGAACUAGUAAGAGAUUCACGGUGACCACAGCGCUCAGUCGUUAACGAAGCAUCCGAACAGUCGAUUCGAGGCUACCUGUACUUGCUUCUACGUGACGUGUUUCCAAAAAGGAAUAAAAAUGGUCGUACUUAUUCAAAGUGCCGAGGACUUGAGAGCUACCCUUGCAAAGGCUGGAGACAGUUUAGUUGUAAUUGACUUCUUUGCUACGUGGUGUGGUCCCUGCAAAAUGAUUGCACCUAAGAUUGAAGCGUUGGCAAAGGAUAUGCCUGAUGUUGUAUUUUUGAAAGUAGAUGUAGAUGAAUGCGAAGAAGUGGCUGUUCAAUAUGAAAUUAUCAGUAUGCCUACCUUUGUAUUUAUCAAGAAUGGCAAAGUGCUGGAAUCCUUUGCUGGUGCAAACGAAGAAAAACUUAAAACCACUAUUCAGAAACACAAGUGAAUAACCAAUUUGGAUAAUGAAAAUACUUUUAAGAAUUGUUUAAUAAUUGGCACUAAUCAAUGGAGGUUGUAAAUAUCUCACAAUCAUUAUAGGCGAUGCUGUGUUUCAUUUGCAAGCAAUGCUAUAAGACAGAGAACUUUUUGAAAAUUCAUUGUCAGUUUUAUUAUACAUAUUUUGUUGCGAAAUAAAAUGUGUAAUCGGCUUACAAAAAUUUAUAUACAACACAAUUAUUUCCACUUUGUUAUCUUUUCAUGAUGUAGAAAAUAGGCUAUCAAAUUGUACCAUAAAAAAGAAUAAAUUUAUUUACAUGAUUGUAGGUAAUUAAUACAUUGU
Molecule: messenger RNA, 781 nt
Organism: Dufourea novaeangliae
Lineage: Eukaryota; Metazoa; Arthropoda; Insecta; Hymenoptera; Halictidae
Product: thioredoxin-2-like
Exons: 4
Coding region: 131-448 (105 amino acids)
Molecular function (GO): protein-disulfide reductase activity
Source: RefSeq, a predicted model, not a curated record